AUGUCGAAAGCUGAAGAAACUUACCUUGCACAGAGAGGCAAACUUGUGGAUUACGAACGUUCUCUCUCAGCAAAGCCCGACGAAGCCAGGAAAGCACUGGAAGAGCAGGCUGGUCCCUCCCGUCGCACCGUUCUGCCAAAAAUUAAGUUGCCAGAAUUCUCCGGGAAAUAUGAAGACUGGCCAGCAUUCCGCGACCAUUUUGUAUCCACUAUCGACAGCAACGAACAGCUUCCAACAGUGGAAAAGCUGCAUUAUCUGCGGUCAUGUGUGCAGGGAGAAGCCGCCUCAUUCAUACAAAACUUGCCAGCAACUGAAGCGAGCUACAAAAGAGCCUGGCGUGAGUUAACCGACUUUUAUCAAAACACCCGGCUAUUGACGCGGUCAUAUUUAAGCAAGUUCCUAGCGCUCCAAAAAAUGAAGAGUGAGAGCGCGGCCGACUUGAAGAAAAUUUUUCAUACUACCGUCAACAUUUACGACGCGUUGGAGAAUCUGGAGAGGCCGGUGUCAAGCAACGAGGACUUGUUCGUUCACAUUAUAGUUGAUCUUUUGGGCCAACGCACGAGAGACUUGUGGGACGACCACAUCAGCGAAAGCUUAGAGCCACCCUCGUUUAACCAGCUGAAAACCUUCAUGCAGCGGCGCCUUCAGACUCUCGAUGGACGGUUAGCGGCCAAGGACGCAAGGAUUGACGCAUCAAGCAAGCCUUCCGCGCCAAGCAAGGCUAAGAGUCACGUCGCACAAAAGAAGGAAGCCAAUAAGAAGAAUGCCAAAGAACGAUGCUCCUUUUGCCUCAAGAAUCACUUUCUCAUGUUUUGCGAGAGCUUCAAGGGCAAGGCAGCUAUGGAAAGAAAGGAACACGUUAGCGAAGCCAAACUCUGUAUCAACUGCUUAGGAAAGCAUAAAGUGAGCGAGUGUGUAUCCAAGAAAUCUUGCACAGCGUGCGGUGAGCGUCAUCACACUUUAUUGCACGACGCGUUUCGAGAUGCCAAGAGUGAUACUGGCGACGCUAUAACUUCUCACACCGCGCUGAACCGCGCUGAAAAGCAAGUGAAGAUCUUGCUGGCAACCGCUCGCGUUCGCGUCGCGGAUCGAUUCGGCACUUUACACUCCGCUCGCGCGCUUGUCGAUCAGGGUUCGGAAACGUCCUUCUUAUCCGAGUCACUCGCACAAAAAUUGAGGCUACCGCGUAAACAAACGUCCGUAGCGGUAAUAGGGGUCGGCGGAAUCAAAACCGGGAUCGCACGAGGCCGAGUGACUAUGAAAAUUAUGCCUCACUUCAACAAUUCGGCUUUCACCAUUUCGGCUCUCGUGCUUCCAAAAUUAACUGCUUAUAGUGGCGGCUCUCACGUUACAGCGCGUUCGUGGAGCCACUUAAAACAUCUGGAGUUGGCAGAUCCCGAGUUCCUAGCCGUUGAUCCAAUCGACAUUCUGCUCGGUGCAGAUGUUUUUGCAGCCAUCUUGACGACUGGAGUGCAGAAGGACGGUCCUUUGGAACCUGUGGCACAAAGAACAUCAUUAGGAUGGAUACUAUCUGGAAGUUUGGCAUCAAACGCUGGCGAAAGUUGCAAUCAAGCAAACGUUCACCAGUGCAUAACUACAGAGAAAUUAACAGAGCUAGUCAAACGAUUUUGGGAACAAGAAGAGAUCCCGACAAAACUUUCAGGGCUGACAGAAGAAGAACAAAAGUGCGAAGACUUGUUUGUAAAGACGCAUUUUNGUAAUGUCACAGGUCGUUACGUGGUCCGGCUUCCACUCGCAAAAGAACUCACUGAUCUGUCACCGACGCGAGGCGCAGCUUUACGAUCCUUGACGCAGAUGGAACGAAAAUUCGCGCGAGACGAAAACCUGAGACAACUGUACAUCGAUUUCAUGCAACAAUAUGUGGAGUUAGAGCACAUGUCAGCCAAUGAGCUACCUGAUACUAAAGCAGGAAUGAGGGUGUGUUAUCUCCCACAUCACGGAGUUCUUCGUGAAGCAAGCAUCACAACGAAACUGCGUGUCGUGUUCAAUGGUUCAUGGACGCUUCCCGGUGGUGAGUCUUUAAACACUCAUUUACUAACAGGAGAGAAUCUGUUGCCUCCUCUGACCGACGUUCUGCUACGCUGGCGCGUACACCGGUUCGUUUUAGUAACCGACAUCGAAAAGAUGUAUCGACAGAUUUUGGUGCACCCCGAAGAUAGAGACUUGCAACGAAUUCUGUGGAGAGCCAACCCCGAAGACCGGAUCAUGGAGUAUCAGCUCAACACGGUAACUUAUGGGUUAGCAUGUGCUCCGUUUUUAGCGAUUCGCACAUUGAAGCAGCUGGCAGAUGACGAAGCACACCGGUACUCCAGGGGAGCAGCAGUUCUAAAACGAGAUGUCUAUGUCGACGAUAUUUUAACGGGAGCAAACACCCUUAAGGAAGCCCGAGAGCUGCAAAACCAGCUGAUUUCGCUGUGCAAGGCAGGCGGCUUUACGCUCAAAAAGUGGUCUGCUAACCACACCGACCUCCUGGCCGAGAUACCUGAAGAGGACCGUAUGCCCUUGGUUCCACGAGAGUGGCAGCCGCCAGGGUGCCAUACUACAUUGGGUCUGCUGUGCCACACAACCAAUGACAGCUUCUCCUUUGCAGUGAAGAGCAGCGAAUUAAAGGCAAUAACAAAAAGAACAGUCCUGUCUCAAACAGCACAGCUGUUUGAUCCGCUGGGGUGGCUUGCUCCUGUGGUGAUUAGGGCCAAGAUUCUCAUUCAGUCCGCCUGGCUGAAAGGGCUGGAUUGGGAUGUGCCCAUGACAGACGAAGAUUGCAAAGAAUGGCGAUCGCUUCAAGAAGAACUACAGGCCCUUGAGCACAUUCGAAUUCCUCGUAGGCUAACCGGGGUUCAAGAUCUACCGGGGCUCGAGCUGCAUGGGUUUGCAGACGCAUCGGAACGCGCUUACGCAGCCGUAGUGUACUUGCGGUCCGAAAAAGACGACCAAGAGGCGGCCAUCUCUUUAGUGGCAGCUAAAUCCAAGGUCGCACCUCUAAAACAGGUUUCACUACCACGACUCGAGUUCUGCGCCGCUACCCUUCUCGCACAACUCGUCGCGUACAUCAAAAGAAUUUUGAGUUUACAGGAAGUCGAUACGCAUCUUUGGUUAGAUUCCACUGUGGCGUUAGGAUGGGCUCAAGGUCAUCCCUCCAAAUGGAAGACCUACGUGGCUAAUCGCGUCGCAGAAAUUCAAAGAUUGACGCCAGAUGCGUAUUGGCAUCAUAUACGAGGAUCAGAAAAUCCCGCGGACUGCGCAUCCCGUGGCGUAAGUCCUCGUAACCUCACCAAGCAUAAUUUGUGGUGGCAAGGACCUUCCUGGUUGGCAGCAUCUAAAAAAAAGUGGCCGGCAUCGACGGUAACGACCUCAACGCAAGACCUGCCUGAAACUCGGAAGAUUAUGGCCGGAGUGGCUCAGCAGGAUAACACGGAGUCAGAGCUUUUCUUGCGACACUCGACGUUGACUCGGCUGCUGCGUGUCACAGCGUGGUGCAAACGCUGGACACGCAACGAACCGACGAGCUCAGUCAACAUCCCGGCUCAGCAUCGAGGCAAAACCCCAGCGAGUUUAACCUGCGACGAUCUGGAAGAGGCUCAACGGAUUUGGGUUCGCAAUGUUCAAGCGGAGAAGUACAAAACGGAAGUAACAGCUAUUCGGAAGGGGGAAUCGCUGAAAAGGGGAAGCUCGCUUGUGAGCUUAAACCCGUUCAUUGACGACCAAGGCUUGCUGCGAGUUGGCGGGAGGCUUAAACAUUUUCUGCUUUCAUAUGAAGAAAAAUAUCCCACCAUCUUGCCAGCUUGUCCUCACAUUACAAAACUAAUUAUUGAUUCCUGUCACAGGAGAACACUGCAUGGCGGAGUGCAACAAACCCUGGGUCUUCUUCGACAGCAUUUCUGGAUCCCGCAAGGACGAUCAGCUGUAAAGAGGCACAUUCAUCGAUGCGUUGUGUGCGUGCGAUGGCGGGCGGCCACUCAACAACCAUUAAUGGCAAACUUACCUCAGCACCGAGUAACGCCUGCGAGACCGUUUCAACACACAGGGGUCGAUUAUGCUGGACCAGUCAUGCUGCGAUCAUCAGCGGGACGAGGUCACAAAGCUUACAAGGCCUUCGUGGUCGUGUUCGUGUGUAUGAGUACAAAGGCCGUUCAUCUAGACGUGGCGUCAGAUUAUUCAGCUAACGCCUUCCUAGCGGCUUUUCGUCGCUUCACCUCUCGCAGAGGGUUGUGCCAAGCACUUUACAGUGAUUGUGGCACCAACUUUGUAGGAGCUGAUAAGCAGUUGCGGUCGAUGUUCUCAGCCAGCAGCAAGGAGGCACAGAACAUUGUUAAACAAUUGGCUGCAGACCGCGUACGUUGGCACUUCAACCCGCCAUCUGCUCCUCACUUUGGUGGGCUGUGGGAAGCUGCCGUCCGAUCAAUGAAGCAUCAUCUAAAAAGAGUGCUAGGUAACGCUACGUUAACGUACGAAGAGAUGGCAACGCUCUUAACUCAAGUAGAAGCUUGUCUGAACUCACGGCCGCUGCAGGCGCUCACAGACGAUCCGAACGACAUGACAGCUAUAACACCAGGUCAUUUCCUAAUAGGCACAGCUAUCAACGCCGUCCCGGAGAAGACGCUGCUCGAGACGUCUGCCAGUAGUCUCACACGCUGGCAGCAUCUUCAGCAAAUGCGCGAUCACUUCUGGGAUUGGUGGUCAAAGGAAUACCUGCGAAAUUUCGUCUCACGACCAAAAUGGCAAGUUGGAGGAGUAAAUGUUGAGCCAGGGCGCCUUUGCCUUGUGAUGAGCGAGAACACUCCACCUACCAAAUGGCCAUUAGCACGGGUCAGCAAAGUGCAUCCCGGAAAGGACGGGCAAGUCCGCGUAGUUACCAUCAAGACGGCUACCUCCGAAUUAGUGAGACCAGUAGCUAAGAUCAUAUUGCUACCUAAGGUGUCAGCGGACACCGAACAAAAAGAAGAGACUUUUUGA
Molecule: messenger RNA, 4974 nt
Organism: Pseudomyrmex gracilis
Lineage: Eukaryota; Metazoa; Arthropoda; Insecta; Hymenoptera; Formicidae
Exons: 1
Coding region: 1-4974 (1657 amino acids)
Biological process (GO): proteolysis; DNA integration
Molecular function (GO): aspartic-type endopeptidase activity; nucleic acid binding
Source: RefSeq, a predicted model, not a curated record